This is a messenger RNA of Nematostella vectensis (starlet sea anemone), 2879 nucleotides long. Its product is annotated as serine/threonine/tyrosine-interacting-like protein 1. The transcript has a single exon. The coding region runs from base 156 to 1547 and encodes 463 amino acids. The record is from RefSeq and is a predicted model, not a curated record. Gene Ontology annotation, molecular function: protein phosphatase binding; protein phosphatase inhibitor activity; protein tyrosine/serine/threonine phosphatase activity. Lineage: Eukaryota; Metazoa; Cnidaria; Anthozoa; Actiniaria; Edwardsiidae. Gene Ontology annotation, biological process: negative regulation of cytoplasmic stress granule assembly; positive regulation of intrinsic apoptotic signaling pathway; protein dephosphorylation. Gene Ontology annotation, cellular component: mitochondrion.
GUCACGCCGUAUUUUAUUCGAUUUGGUGCUUCUUUGGCCCGUUUAGUUGAGAGGAGCUGAGCUGAAAAGCCCUGAAUCUUUUGGGUUUUACUUUCUGUACCCCUCCAAACAACUCCAACGAAUUAAAAACUAUGGGUUUGCAGGAUUUGUAAGCUAUGGGAUCUGCUUACUCUAAGACGAAGCCGUUUGAUAAAAAAUCACAUAGCGGUUAUGAAGUGAAGGCGAAAAAGGCAAGCAAAAGAGACGAACAAGUGACAAGCGUGAAAUCGGAAGAGAGUAAGGCCACUGAAUGUGCCACGGGGAACUCUGUUUGCGAAAGAAAGGAUAGUAAACAGUUUUGGAUCUCUCAUUUGAAGUUUAAACGAAACAGUAGCCUCGAUUUUAACAACACUGGCUCUUGUUCAAAACAGGAGUCGAAUUCGGAUUUUAAGACAGACAAAAAACAAAUAGGGAAUCAUUAUACUUCGACCUCGGUUAGCAGUGGUUCAAAUUUACAAAAGUCAAAGAUAGAAUUAGAGAAACCAAAUGCGAGAUGUAAUAACGAAGGGGGGAAAGAUUUUACUGGAAAAGAUCUGUCAAAAGAUGGCGAAAAUUCAUCAAGUAUUGAACCAAAUUCCCCUGUUGCUAGCAACACAAAGGAUCAGUUCCAGUCAGUAAACACACAAGAGUUGUAUAAUUAUUUAAACGAUGGUGCAUUAUCACCAUGUAUAUGUGACACAUCCUACAUGCUUCUAAUAGAUACUAGGGGCAGAGAAUUAUACGAGAAAUGUCACAUCCUACUCGCCCGAUCUUCUAAGACAUUGUUCACAGAACUUCAAUCAUACUCAUUGUAUGGAAUUACGACAGGUAUAAACCUUGAGAAUGCUCUAAAUGGCUUUGCAUUUGUUAUAGUUUAUGGCAACUAUGUUGGCAAUAACAAUCUCCAAGAAUCAAAGGAAUAUAAGUUGAUACGUGAAUUGGAAAGUUAUGGUGUGGAACCUUAUCUUUUAGCUGCAGGAUUUGAAGCUUUCUAUACGGAGUUUCCUUUUUUAUGCACUGACAAACAGUUCUAUCAACUAGAAGACUACAAGAGGAUACAAAUAUACCCAUCAAUAAUUCUGCCAAAGCAACUUUACCUAGGAAAAGGUGAUCAAGCAACCAACAAGAAAAUAAUGGAAGACUUGAAAAUUACUCACAUCGUGAACAUAACGCAAGAACACAAGAGUGCAUUUCCAGAAAGCAUUGAGUAUCUAACUUUGCAACUAGAUGAUGUCCCUCAAACUCAGCUGAUAAACUUCUUUGAGAAGACGACUAAGUUUCUAAGUGACGCUAUUGACGGUGGUGGUUGUGUGAUGGUGCAUUGUAAUAUGGGUGUGAGUAGAAGCUCUUCAGUAACACUUGCAUAUCUCAUCAAGUCUAAAAGGUGGACCUUGGGAGAUGCAUAUAGUUUUAUCAAGGAACGCCGUUCCUGCGUCCGUCCAAACCGGGGUUUCCUAAAGCAGCUUGCAACUUGGGAGGAAAUGAUUCUUGGGAAGAGGUUCACAGAUCCGGAUGACUUGUGGUUUUGAUAUACCUACAGUGAACUUUUUCCAGGGGGGGACUCUAAUAAAAACAGACGGGGGGAUCUUUUGCUUGUUACAAAUACCCUUAAUUAAUAGUGUAUUUGUUAGGAUGACGUAAUACCAGCUGACAGAUUCUCAAAAUUUUGCAAAGAUAAGUUCCUGGACUACAUCAAUAUAUUGUGAUUCUUGCCAAUGACUUUCAGCUUAUAAACAGCUUUCUGGCGUCGGCCAAAUACAUUUUUGAAGAAUUUAAAAUUUAUUAGUGGUAGGAACAACAUAAUGUGUUCUUUGAGACUCUGCAGUAAGUUGGCUUGAUUGAGGGGCCUAAUGUUCUCCAAUAGGGUUCUGGAUUCCGGAUACUUCUGGAUUCUGGAUUACAGAUUCCAUCUGUUUUUUUCCUGUGGAUUCCAGAUUCCAUUUUUGUUUUCCAAGAUAUGAAUCAACACAAGGUUGAAAAGGUAUUUUUAAUGCCUCUGUGAAACAGAGUGGUUGCGCUGGCGUUUCGAGCAUUAGCCCUUUGUCCGAGCAAAAGAAACUGAAUAGGAUGGGUGAGUGGUAUUUAUGGUGUAGUGUGCGAACUUGGCUAUAGAGCCCCCCUAGGUAUAAACGAAAAACUGUCCUUUGCAAAGAUAAUAACAAUUUCUUUAGCGUGUCCCACUCUAAUUGCCUAUUGUUCCUUUGUCAGACCAUGGGCGUGCCACCAGCUUACUGCCUAUUGUUCCCACACUACACUAUAAAUACCACUUGGAUUCCGGAUCUAGUGUGUGGAUUCCGUAUGCUAGUAACAUGGAUUUUGAAUUCCAAGUCCCAUUUUUUCAUGGAUUCCAGAUUACCUUGUUGGCCAAUGAAAACUCUGCCUCAGACACAUUGUCAUAAAAGUUAAGGAACAAAUUUGAGAAAGCAUCCAUUUUUAUUGGCUGAUUUGGGGGAGAUUUUGCUAUAUUUUUAUUGCAUUCAUAAAAUAUAGCAUAAUAUUGUAUUUUUAGGUGUUUUCUUCUAGUAUUCUUCUCAUAAUUUGUCUUUCAGUAUUGGUUAAAAACAAUAACAAAGGUGAGGCUGAAAAGGCCUCUUUAAAUAAUGAAGCCAAAGUGGAGAUCAGCAUUCGAAAAUUUUCGGUGCAUGUUCAUAUUAAGCAGAUGCCUGCAAAAAAAAACUUUUUACAAGAGCAUUAUCUGACAGAAAAUGUAUUUAUUUUUCAAUGAGAAUUAAUGAGCAUUUUCAAAGCUUCACAAUUGUAAUUUAAGUUAUAUUUAUAUAUUUUUAACGUUUUGCAAUAUGACACUAUGAUGCUAUACAGUAUUUUUGUAUAUUCAAUUAUUAAAAAAACAUCUUACUCCA